CUCUUACACAGUGUACUGGAGAGAGUCGCAGGCUGCGCAACGGGGAAUUGUCCUGCUGUGCUGAGGAGCUGCUGGACCGCCUGGAGGCAUGACCCUGACCCAGGAAGGCACGCUCUGCCAGGACCCAUCCUAAUUAAAUGACACACAAAGGUGGAUCUGAUGCAGAAAGCUCAUUAAGCCGCUGGUUAUUGGUGUGCCGGAAAUAUGAGCCGACCGGAAUCCUGAGACCUGGGAGGCAGCCAGCUCCCCUUUCUAUCAGAUGACGGGAGAGCUGAGUGCGUGACGCCUGAACGAUGACUGCUCCGUGUUACGUCCGUGUGCAGCUGGAUGAGACCCUGCAGCUCAUGCAGGUCGGGUCUAUGAUGAGAAAAGUCAAAUCACGCAGCUGGAAGAAACAGAGGUAUUUCAAGCUGCAAGAGGACUGCAUGACCAUCUGGUACAAAUCCAAGAAGACCGGCAACACCAAAUCCACAUUUUCCAUCAGCGACAUCGAGACCGUCCGAGACGGCCACCAGUCCGAGGUCCUGCAGAGCAUUGCGGAUGAGUUCCAGCCGGAGCUUUGCUUUACCAUCGUUUUCCAUGGCCGACGGGGGAACCUGGACCUCAUUGCGAAUACCCCCGAGGAGGCCCAGUGCUGGAUUCAGGGCCUGGAGAGGCUCAUAGAGACCGUGAAAAACAUGGACCAGAAGGAGCUGCUGGAUCAAUGGAUAUGGGACUGGUUUAAGAAGGCCGACAAGAACAAUGAUGGCAGGAUGAACUUCAAGGAGGUCCAGGAUCUGCUGAAAAUGAUGAAUGUAGACAUGAGCGAACAUCACGCCUAUCGCCUUUUUCAGAUGGCCGAUAAAUCAGAGUCUGGCACUCUGGAGGGGGACGAGUUUGUUUUGUUCUACAAAGCUCUGACACAGCGUGAUGAGGUCCUGAAGAUAUUUCAAGACUUCUCCAAGGACGGCAAGAAGUUGACACUGCUGGAGUUCGUGGACUUUCUGCGUCAAGAGCAGUUGGAGUCUGAGAACCCGGAGGAGUUUGCCAUGGACCUUAUUGCUCGAUAUGAGCCUUCAGAGACCGCGAAGAAGCUCCACGCUCUGAGCAUUGACGGCUUUCUCAUAUAUUUGUUGUCUGCGGAGGGAUCCAUAUUUAACGUGAGCCACACGCUGCUCUACCAGGACAUGACGCAGCCACUGUGCCGCUAUUUCAUCUCCUCCUCCCAUAAUACCUACCUGAUGGAGGACCAGCUCCGGGGGCAGAGCAGUGUGGAGGGCUACAUCCGGGCACUGAAGAGAGGCUGCCGCUGCGUGGAGGUGGACACCUGGGACGGCCCCAAUGGAGAACCCAUUGUGUAUCACGGGCACACCUUUACUUCCAAAAUCCUCUUUCGUGACGUGGUGUCAGUCAUCAACAAGUAUGCAUUCAGGGCAUCCAAAUUUCCGGUCAUUCUGUCCUUGGAAAACCACUGCAGUGUGGAACAGCAAGAUACCAUGGCACAACACCUGAAGAGCAUUCUGGGAGAACAACUUGUGACAUCCACUCUGGAUGGGCGGAUCCCUACUCACUUACCCUCCCCUGAGGAGCUGUGUGGUAAAAUCCUCCUGAAAGGGAAGAAAAUUGGGAGUCUGGAGGACUGUCUGGGGGAACAGCGUGAAGGCUCUUAUAUUGGGGAUCUAUCAGACGAGGAGGACAGUGGAGGGACAGAGGAGGAAAACAGCCGAAAUGAAGAAAAGAGGACUCUAAAGAAGUCCAAAGAACGUCUCUCUCAGGCUUUGUCUGACUGCAUCAUUUACUGUAAGAGCGUUCAGUUUGAGAACUUCAAACACUCGAAAACCUAUUACAAGCUGUAUGAAAUGUCUUCCUUCACCGAGUACAAGGCCAGGAAACUCGUCCGAGAGCCAGGUAAUGAAUUUGUCCGACAUAACGCCUGGCAGCUGACGCGGAUUUACCCCACUGGGCUCAGGACGGACUCUUCAAACUACAACCCGCAGGAAAUGUGGAAUGUUGGAUGCCAAAUGGUGGCGCUGAAUUUCCAGACAGCCGGAGUGGAGAUGGAUCUGAACGAUGGACUUUUCCAGCAGAACGCUCGCUGCGGUUAUGUCCUGAAACCCCCCUUCAUGAGAAGCGUAGACACCAACUACAACCCGGAUCAGCCUCUGGACACCGAGGGCUAUUCUCCGGUCACAUUGUCCAUACAGGUGAUUAGCGCUCAGCAGCUGCCUAAGGUGGAGAAUAGUAAGGAAGGCUCCAUUGUAGAUCCUCUGGUAAGAGUGGAGAUCUUUGGUGUUCCCAUCGACCAAACGAAGCAGGAAACCAAGUAUAUAGACAACAAUGGAUUUAACCCAUUGUGGAACGAAAAGCUGCAUUUUAAAAUCCACGUUCCAGAGCUGGCCCUGGUGAGGUUUGUGGUGGAGGAUUAUGACAAGACCACAAGGAAUGACUUUGUUGGGCAGUAUACUCUACCCUUCAAGAGUAUCAAAUCAGGUUACCGCCAUAUUCACCUCCUAUCUAAAGACGGCAUGAAGAUUGCACCGGCCUCCCUGUUUGUUUUUAUCCGUAUCAUGGACGUGGCAAGUCUCGUUCAGGGUACUGAGGUCUAAAAGACUCCUGUUGACGUUCGAUGUCUUCUACGCAGAGCCUCGGCGCCAGUCCUGAACGCCCAGCUUCAUCGCUGUUUGUCCAGCUGCAUUUUGCACACCCCCUAGAGAACGCUAAUUUGUAUAUAUUAUAUAUGUAUAAAUAUGUUUAGUUAUUUUUUACCUAAUAUUUAUUGUACAGGUGUAUAUUCUGGUGCUAUUCUAUUUAAACUGUUUUUAUUUUUGUUGCUGGUUAGCAUCGCUAAUGUUAUUGACUAUGGACUAUUACGCUGCCCCCUGCAGUAUGAACAGUGUUAUUGAUCUCGCAGUGCAAGAAAGUGUUGAUAAACCAAGAAGUAUUAAACGCUAUCUGAGUUCUCUGCUCUGAA
Messenger RNA from Rana temporaria (common frog), 2950 nucleotides. It is a transcript of the gene PLCD4, whose product is annotated as phospholipase C delta 4. Lineage: Eukaryota; Metazoa; Chordata; Amphibia; Anura; Ranidae. The transcript is spliced from 17 exons. The record is from RefSeq and is a predicted model, not a curated record. The coding region runs from base 294 to 2585 and encodes 763 amino acids. Gene Ontology annotation, molecular function: calcium ion binding; phosphatidylinositol-4,5-bisphosphate phospholipase C activity. Gene Ontology annotation, biological process: intracellular signal transduction; lipid metabolic process.